AUGUUGGAUCGGUACAUUUUAGUUAUACUCAUCAUUUCUUCUGUGGGUAGAGAAAUAAUUUGUGAGGAUGGACAGAACAAAACUGGCGCUUCUUGUACUGGUCAGAACUAUGCAGAGGACUUCCAAAAGUCUCCAAUCUGUUAUUGUGAUUCUGACUGUGUUUUGUAUGGAGACUGCUGUGAUGAUACAACAAAUAGUUCUUUCAUGGACUUCCAUCUCAAUUCAAAUCCGAAUUGUCAACGUUUUGGACAGCAAAGUUAUCCCUCAUUUUGGACAGUAACUUCUUGCUUGGAAGGAGAAUCUCUCAUGAAUGAUGGGAUAUCACUUCCUGUAAUGGAUGAGAAUGGCAUAUUGUUUGCAAGCGACCAGAUUGCUCAUUGUAAUACUGUUUUAUCUUUUUCACUCAUGGACAUCCAUGUCAUCCUUAGCCGUGAAAUCUGUGACGUUGAUUUGAUAUAUUCAUCUCUUGAAAAGCCUUUCAUGGAGCUUUUUAUCGCUAUUAUGAACUCUGAUUGCAAGUUUGUAAUUAAUUCUAAACACGAUAGAAGAUUGACUCCGAGACUUUGUGUAGAUUGGCCAGAGGAAGAGAUGGAGAGGAACCUUAGUAGUGAAUGCAAAAUAUAUGAGAAACCAAUAAGGAUACCUCCUGUUGUUUAUAAAAAUACACACUGUUUUGAGGACUUGAAUGGCUUCCCACUGCCUGAUGAUGCGACAGAUGUGGGGGAAGUGUAUCAACACAACGAAACAAGUCUUCAUAUCCAGUUUACAGAUAGUCGUAGACAACCAUCCUAUAAAGAAAAUGGGGUUUGUACAGAAAACGUAAUGGAUAAUUGUCAUAGACGAUUAAUUAAAAAUUGGAAUCAUACUAUAGAGAUCAUCAUGACCGUAAAAUCCACAGGGGAUAUGAUUGUUGAAGAAUUUAAGAAGACAAUGGAAUUUAUAGAGACAAUUAAUCUUAAUCCAUUUACAAGUGAAAUAAAGUUACUAAAUGGAGAAUCAUUUACUGUUGUAAGUACACCACUGUGUAAACAUAAGGUGAACAAAGAUGAACCAAUAAAAAUUAUAGCAGUGUGUGGUAUCAGUUUCACUUUUACGAUUGUUAUUGGAGUUUAUUUUUCCACCUUGAAAAAACCAGAUGAUGAUGAUGAUUCUGAAUAA
Molecule: messenger RNA, 1158 nt
Organism: Saccostrea cuccullata (small rock oyster)
Lineage: Eukaryota; Metazoa; Mollusca; Bivalvia; Ostreida; Ostreidae
Exons: 4
Coding region: 1-1158 (385 amino acids)
Source: RefSeq, a predicted model, not a curated record